AAGGGGCGGUGCGACGGGGAGGGGCGGAGGGAAGCGGUUAGAGGUGGGAGUUGGCGUUGCGGGCCGGGAGGGGCCGUGGAGCUGCGAUGCGGAAGGGACCGCGGCGGUGACCGGAGCUGCCGCCCGACAUGAACUCGCUGGAGCAGGCGGAAGAUCUCAAGGCAUUUGAGAGGAGACUUACAGAAUAUAUUCAUUGUUUGCAACCUGCCACUGGACGUUGGAGAAUGCUUCUUAUAGUGGUAUCUGUCUGUACAGCUACUGGUGCCUGGAACUGGUUAAUAGAUCCCGAGACACAAAAGGUGUCCUUCUUCACGUCAUUAUGGAAUCACCCGUUUUUCACCAUUAGCUGUAUCACUCUAAUAGGCUUGUUCUUUGCUGGAAUACACAAGAGGGUCGUUGCACCAUCAAUUAUAGCUGCUCGAUGUCGAACUGUAUUAGCAGAAUACAAUAUGUCUUGUGAUGAUACAGGAAAACUCAUUUUGAAACCUAGGCCUCAUGUUCAGUGACAAUCUGCACUCAUUGUUACGGGACCUAAAACAGCCUUUCUUCAAAUAAGUGAUACAGCAAAAAGCCAUAAAGGAUUCCUUUUACAGUUGGAUCUGUGAAGGUCAUAGCAACAACUGACAAGAAGUGUGCAAUAUUUACCCAGAUGAUCUCGAUGAUGACUUGCCUCGUCCGUGCUGGUACCUUUGAUUAUCUGUUACAGUAUUAGUGUCACUUUAGUACUUCAGACCCUGCAGAGACUUUUGCAGAUGAAGUAUGUCUGUAUGUUACUAAGUUAAACUUAGAAACAGAACCUCAUCCAGUUUUUAUAAUGUAUUUUUGCAAACUACUGUAAAUAGCAAAUCAAUGCCAAUGUCAAAGAGGGAAGCGUUCUGUGGACUUUGUUCUCCUGCACAGUAUCGUAGGGGCAUGUUUGCCAUCCCCACGGCUCUUUGAACCCAGCUAUCUCACAUAGCUGUGCCUUUCAUUCUUCCCCCCCUCGGUUUUAAUCAUAAUGCAAGAAAAACAUUGGAUUGAGUGUAAACUGAGGAAGACUCAUCUCCAUUGUGUUGUGAGAAAUUAAUAGAUGUUCUGAGAAACCAUUUUUGUUAAACCAGAUAGUGAACUUCAGCCACUCUUACGGUAACCAUUUCCAGUUUGUUCUUUUCCUUGAAUGCUAAAUAUACUUUAUAUUUUUUUAAUAAUUUUAAGAACACUCCAAAAGCUUCUGAACAUACAAGUUUAGUUAUAAAUUAUGUACUGUCUGGGAAUUUGAUAGUCCUCGUUCUAGAUCACUGCAUCUUCGCCGUGGCGGGCGGGCUGUUACACUGGUGUUGCGUGGGUGUGAUCAGCCGCUCCGUCACGGGGGUGACUUGGGAGCAGCGCCCCAAACUACAGUCUACAAUUCUCACUGUUCCGAGAGUGUUAAUGACAUACUGUGUAUGCAUUUUAGCCACCUGUACUAUAAUUGCCCUUUAUCUUAAACUAUUGGGAUUGCUGUAAAUAUUUUAAAGAACUGGAGGUGCCUUUUACCUGUUUAUUAGAAGAUUUUGAAAAGGUUUAAAUUAUUUCACGAGCAGUCUUUUAAAUUCCACUUAACAUAAAGCUGAAAAUUCACUCACAGGACAAAAACUUUUUAACAAGGCUACCAUUUAACUUAACUGUGUUCAUCUUGGCUUUCACCUGUAUAAGAUUUUAUUCUUGAAACUGCAGCAAUAAGAAAGACCCUCUGCUCCUACAAAGUCAUCAGAGGGUAUUCUAUAUAUUCGGCACUGUUUGAUUUUCUGUAAAUUUUGUAGGUAAAUAUGUGCAUAAAAAUAAAUACUUUAUAUAUAAUUAG
Messenger RNA from Odobenus rosmarus divergens (Pacific walrus), 1822 nucleotides. RefSeq names its product CTD nuclear envelope phosphatase 1 regulatory subunit 1 (gene CNEP1R1). Bases 129 to 506 code for a protein of 125 amino acids. NCBI's taxonomy places the organism in Eukaryota, Metazoa, Chordata, Mammalia, Carnivora, Odobenidae. The transcript is spliced from 6 exons. The record is from RefSeq and is a predicted model, not a curated record. Gene Ontology annotation, cellular component: cytoplasm; Nem1-Spo7 phosphatase complex.